AUGGGGGCUUCUUUCCUAACCUUUUGUUUUCACUCUGUUCGUAUCUAUCUAUCUAUCUAUCUAUCUAUCUAUCUAUCUAUCUAUCUAUCUAUCUAUUUCAAUCUGUUCAUUUCUUUCUUUCUUUCUUUCUUUCUUUCUAUCUAUCUAUUCAAUCUGUUCAUAUCUAUCUUUCUAUCUAUCUAUCUAUCUAUCUAUCUAUCUAUCUAUUUCAACCUGUUCAUUUCUAUUAUCUAUCUAUCUAUUUCAAUCUGUUCUAUCUAUCUAUCUAUCUAUCUAUCUAUCUAUCUAUCUAUCUAUCUAUCUAUUUCAAUCUGUUCUAUCUCAAUCUAUUUCAAUCUAUCUAUCUAUCUAUUUCAACCGGUUCAUUUCUUUUCUAUCUAUCUAUCUAUCUAUCUAUCUAUCUAUCUAUCUAUCUAUCUAUCUAGUUCAAUCUUUCAAUCUGUUUAUAUCUAUCUAUCAAUCUAUUCCAAUCUGUUCAUAUCUAUCUAUCUAUCUAUCUAUCUAUCUAUCUAUCUAUCUAUUUAUCUAUCUAUCUAUACAAACUCCAAUGAUCGCAAAAAGCGUGAAACCCACGGUCACAAACUCAUAUCCACACAACUGACCCUCUCUCUCUCUCUCUCUCUCUCUCUCUCUCUCUCUCUCUCUAUCUAUCUAUCUAUCUAUCUAUCUAUCUAUCUAUCUAGAGAGAGAGAGAGAGAGAGAGAGUGA
Acanthosepion pharaonis is the source of this 708-nucleotide messenger RNA. The record is from the annotation of a GenBank genome assembly. NCBI's taxonomy places the organism in Eukaryota, Metazoa, Mollusca, Cephalopoda, Sepiida, Sepiidae.